Batrachochytrium dendrobatidis JAM81 is the source of this 1335-nucleotide messenger RNA. RefSeq lists its product as uncharacterized. The transcript has a single exon. The record is from RefSeq and is a predicted model, not a curated record. Lineage: Eukaryota; Fungi; Chytridiomycota; Chytridiomycetes; Rhizophydiales. The coding region runs from base 1 to 1335 and encodes 444 amino acids.
AUGAUGGAUUUGACCAAAGAAGAUGGUGUUCUUGAGUGGGUCAAAUGUCUGUUUCCUACAGAUACAGUUCAGAGUGUCACUCCAUUGCAAGGUGGAUCUGCAAACUUUAUUUGGAGAGUCAUCAUUCAUGCUCCCAUACAAGUACAACUUCCAUUUGGUCUUUCCAACCAGCAUCAACCAUGCAACAGUUCCAAACCAAUGUCUUUUACUCAAACUGUGUCAGUCAUUGUCAAGCAUGCAGAAGGCUUUGUUGCAUCCAAUCCUUCCAUGAAACUCUAUCAAUCUCGUAUUCAGGAUGAAGUGGCUGCCAUGACUUUUGCUAGCGAUAAAACCAUUUCACUCCUGAAUCCAUGUCCUGUUUUGGGUCAAGAUCACUCGCUGCAUGCAACAUACACUGUAAAAUGUCCUCGAAUACUGCAUUUUGACGACAUAAACUCGGUCUUUAUACUGCAAGAUGCUGGUCUUUAUAGUAUGAACUUGAAGGCAUUCAUGUCUUCCUAUCCAUCAGCUACUGUAAAAGCAGAUUCAAAUGUGCCAAUAGAUCCCAUCUACACCCACUUUUCACCUACUUCGACCCAGUUUCAUGAGGCUGUUGGGUCUGGAUUGGGAAAGUUUAUUGCUAGACUGCACAAUACAGGUCGAUCUCUAACCCAACCAGAGUUGCAUAAAUUCAUCAACCAGCCAGCAUUGGCUCUUUCAAACGAGAUACUCUAUGCUCGGUUUGAAACUGUUUUGAAUUCGCUAGGAAUUGCGUCAGAUCUUGUGACUGAUGGAAUCGAUGCGGUCAAAUGGGCGUCCAAGAUUCUUUUAGAUGGCGACGCUUAUCAGCAUGCUAGUCUAUGUAUGGGUGAUUUUUGGCCAGGAAAUAUCAUUGUAGACAUCAGUUCAAACCAUGAACCCAAUUCAUCUGAUUCACACUUGCAAUCAGAACAUGUUGCUAUUGGACUGUCGAUUGUCGAUUGGGAAUUGGCUCGCGUUGGUCCAACUCCAAUGGAUUUGGGUCAGUUUCUUGCUGAAGCCUAUAGCAUUCAUAUCUACAGAUGUCCGGUUCCCGUACUUGUUCUCUCUUUUCAAAAAGCUUAUUUAGCUACACUGGAGUCUAGAGUGUUUGGAUGUGAAGAUGUUAAAUUAUGUCUGAUUCACAUGGGUGUGCAUUUGAUUGUAUGGGGAACGUGCACUGGAUGGUUUGAUGCCAAGGAUGUGACAGAAAGUCGACGGUUGGCUAUGCUCGGACUGGGAUUGGUUGCAAACGCUUGGAACUCCAAUUGGAAAGCCAUCAAGGAAUCCGAGUUUGGUGAAUUACUAAAUCCAUUUUGCACAGCUGCUGCUCAAUAA